This is a messenger RNA of Thamnophis sirtalis, 4676 nucleotides long. Lineage: Eukaryota; Metazoa; Chordata; Lepidosauria; Squamata; Natricidae. The record is from RefSeq and is a predicted model, not a curated record.
GACCAAUAUAUGGGGCAUUCUUGCUUCACUUACCCCAGUUGCUUGGAAUAAUUUGAUCCCUUAAUGAAAAAAUUGAAAGAGGCCGGCUAUGUGGGCAAAUUAUACCAUACAAACAACCUUAUCCCAACUCUUUAAAAAAUGUUUAUGCGUAAAUAACCAAAAAUAAGGCCAGAAUUGCAAAUACAUGAAUAUGUGACAGCCAAAAUUGAGCCAGUUGUAUUUGACAUGUUAAAAUCUCUGCAACUAAGUAGGUACAACAAAUUACGUCUGUCAAUUGGGGAAAAUACUCCCAAAUUAAUGUGAAAAACAGUUCUGUCUGGAGUUAAUAUUUUAAAGUUAAUAUACAAAAUGCAUUUUAAUUGUUGAAGAUACAUGUCAUUGUGAAUGCAAUAAUGUUAUUUAAAAAUGGCUUAGUCCAUUUUUUGUAGUCAAAACAUUCCACCUGAAAUUAAAAAAUCAGAUUGAUUUAAUAGGGCUAAUGUUAACUGAUGUGCGUAAUAGAAAAUUAAGAAAUCAGAACUUCAGGAGAUGAUAAUGUUCCCAGAGAAGAACAGAUAUUGAAAAUUUAAAUGAGUUGGGUGGAUCUGUUCUUAAGACAGCAUGUGUUAUAUUUUGUUAUAGAACACUUUUUAUAUCUUGUCCAAUAGAAUUAGAUACAUUAGGGUUCUAUUUAUCCUUGACAAGCACUUUUGAUCCUCUCCCGGCUUCCUACAAUGGAAAGCAUUUAGGAUAUUGUUGUGGUCCUGACUAAAGUUGACUAUCCUUUAUCUCCCUGAGGAUUUUACUUGCAUUUUGUCACGCCCACUCUCUUGCGGAAUCCUUGUAAUUUUAACUUCAACUUUAACUUUUAAAGCAAGCCAAGUGCCUCUCUGAAAAUUUGAUGAAGACAACAGCUGAUGAAUUUCAUGUUUUUUCUUUGAUUGCAAUUGUGUUGAAAAAAUGCAGAAAGUUUGAUCAUCUGAGGAUGGGGAAAUUGGGUUAUAGAGCUACCUUUACAGCAUAGCGGGGUUUUAGUUCCCUAAAUACUAAGAUUAUGUUCACCGAAGUUAUUGUGUCAAAAAUUUAAGCAGCCGCAGAUUUGUGAAAUUAUUUUCUUAAUGGCUUAAUUCCUUUCAGUUAAACAGACACAUAGCAAAAUAAUCACCAGCAUUUACCUACUGACUGUGACACUGUGGGGAAAUAUGUUUUUUAAAAAGUUUGAAAAUAAAAUGAACAGUGGAUUUUUAUUUCCACAUGUAAUAUGCUUAGUGUGUUAUUUCUCUUGAAAUCCUAGCAAUUAAUAACCAAUUAAAUAAAAUGAUUUCCCUCUCAAAGCAUAUCCGUCUACAAAAUCAGUUGACCCCCAUCUGCAAGUAUCAGUCAGCCUCUUUCACAAACAAACCGGCCACUAUCAAGGAAUGGAAGCUGUUGCAACUAGUGAGUUUUCGUGAAGAGAGAGAGAAAAAGAAUGAUGAACAAACCUGGAUAAAGAGAAGGCCAGAAGAAGAUGAUGUUAUGAGCUAGUAGGAGUGAAAAGGGGAAGAUGAUAAGGGAACAACUGUACCCAAGCGUCUUGGAGGAUAUAGAAGAACUCCAUGAAACAGAAUAAGCAAGAAGCUUGUCGGUAUGUUGGAUAACGGCAACCCCUGGAACAUUUGUGACAUACCCUUAGUCCUGGACUUGCAAAUGCAAUUAGGCUUUGAUCUGCAGAAAGCAGCUGAGGGACAGGAAGAAGUGAGAAGGAGGGAUGAGUUUUGCUUCCACAUUCAGAGGGCUGCUGGCGGCUCUGAAUAGGUAUGGAGGAACGAGCAGCGGUGAUACCUUGGGAUGCAAGCAGUCAGUCAAGUCCUUCCUAUGAACCUACAAGGGAUAAUGGCAGCCUUCUUGGAAAAAGCUCAGAUAUUUCAAUAGCUCUGGAGAAACUGAAACAUGAGGCGGGUUUUAUAGAUUCUCCUUCCUAUGGUGAUCAGUUGAGUGACGGACAAUUAGAACCCAGUGAGGGAUUAUCUGCAACUCCUUUCCUGAAUUCAAAUCUGAUAGGAAAAGCCUCUGAGAAGAGUCAGUUGCCAAUGUUUGGUCGAGAUGCCGGGCUCUCAGGCUGCCAGACAAGUCUGCUUCGGUCUGACGUUGGUGUUGGAAGGCCAGAGCCCCUGGCUUGCUCAGGAAAAACUGGAACACCCCAUUAUCCCUUUUCCUCUGCAAAUCCACGACGAAGGCCCCUCCGUGAUUCAUCUUCCCUUGAUUCUCUGCAGACAAAAAAAGUAAGGAAGGUCCCUCCUGGUUUGCCGUCUUCUGUAAGUCCCAGAGGUUUUAAACCUUUUAAUAGAAGCACACGCUUAUUUAUGGAUCUAACUUUCUCAGUCGUAAAGAUUCAAGCUUGUCACCCAGCAAGGAAGGAAGGAAGGAAAUUGAAAUAUGAAAUAUAAACUCCUAUUCAGUUUCAUCUGCUAGUUCCUGUAAUCCAAGAGGAAAGGAGUGUUCCAGGAACUAUCUCUUGAUACACAUCUUUUGAUGUUUAAUUAGUUAUUACGUUGCUGAGGAGGAGGAGGAGGACAGAGAUUAAUAGCAGAGAAUGGUAAAAUUUACAUUGCUAAUGAUUCAAGUGGUGUUGAAGACCUUAAGAUUCGAUUGGUAGGACAUGUACAGCUCAGCUUGCUUCAAUAGGACUGAGGUUAUUAAUAUGCAUAAAUCAAUUAUUGUGAAGCCCUGGUGGAUUUUCAAACCUUCAUUAAGCCUUUUCUAACUGGAGCUGAGCAUCAGAAAGGCUUUCAAGCAGCUGGUUCGUUGAUCCUCUUGCACAUUUUUCUUUUAGCCUUUGAGAACAAAAUACUGAUGAAAAAUGGAGGGGCUUGGUAGAAAAAUCAUUAUAUGAUAAUCUUACACUUUGGGAGUUUGAAAUAUUAACCAUUUUCAUUCAGCAACGUAAGAAAAUGGUGACAUGUAUCUGCAUUUAAAAUCCGUAUCAGAUCAAAGGAGAGCCCUUCGUUCCCCUCCCUUUCCGAGCACACAAGAACUCACUUCUUUGUUGUGCAAAUGGGGGUGUUGGGCUUCUACUCAGCAGCACGUGGGGUAGGUGCCCUUGGGCGAGUUAUGGCUCAAGAGUUGUGCAGGGCCAAUUGAAUGCGCUGCUGCUCCGGGCAGGAGCAGAGCCAGUGCGCCCCCCCCCCCCCCGGAGUGCCUGCUCCCUGCUCGGAGUGGAAGCGGGAGCUGCCGCCUGCUUCCGUGCUGCUUCUGUUUCCCUCAUCAGCUCCUCCUCCUCCUCCUCCUUCUCCCAGGUGCAAGACGCUGCAAUUCACCUGGAAGCCAAGCUUAAUACUGGACGCCCUCAGAAAAGCAGCUCCAGCAUAAGCACCUGGCAUGACAAGCUUCCGGGUAAACUCGGGAGCAGAGAGCCAACCAUUAUUCCUAAAUAUAGGAACCUUCCCCUCCUCUUCUGUUCCCAAGAGAAGUUUAAAGCUACUCCAAGUUAGUUUUUAUGAUAUUUUUAACUACUACAGUUGACUGACACACACCAUUAGUAACUUGGGGGGGAAAGUCUACCGUAGACUGAAGUAAUAGUCAUGCACACAAAGAUAGACUACUCUUUCUGCCAUUCUUUAAAAGGUAUUUAAGCUCCGUUACUAGCUCUGAUUUUGCCUAGGUUAAAGCAAAUGCCUUUGUUAAAUUAUACUUUGGUUUUUGAUAUUGAAUAGUAAUGGCCAUCUCUACACCAGCAGAUAAUGCUAAGCUUUUGCAUAUCAAUUUCUGAACCAUUCAGGCUCUCCUGAAACUAAUGCAUAAGCCCAGUUAGUACUGAAGUGUUUCAAGUUCCAUCUUCCGUCGCUUCUUUAUGAAAUGUUGAAUGUGGAUGCCUUGGUUGGGCCAAGCACUCCUGCCUGUGAUUGGGAAUGGGCAGGUAGAGGCAGGUGGGCAGUUGGCGCUCCGCCCAAAGGGGUUCUGCUCCUUUGCCCAACUACCUGUUGGAAAGGGUUUUAUCCAGUGCUGGUGGGCUGUGAGUGUGUCUGUGCUUGAAAGAACAUGGUGGGAGACUUGGAAUAAAAAGCCAAAACUGCCCAUACUCCUUUUGUUGUUGUAUAUUCCAUGCAGGGUUUCUUGAUAAGAUGCAAGCUCUGCAUAAUGCAGGAUGAAUCUGACAUAUUAAAAGAGGGGUGGGGGGAAUAAGCUGCGUGUGCAGUAGAUCUUAGAAAGAAUUCGCCCUUCGCAAUGCUAGACCCAGGAUCAUCCGGUGAGGCUGAAUUGGUUAAGAGAAAUGGUGCUGCUGUCUCACUUCUCGGUACUUGGCUGGUGGCUGCACUAAUGGGUAAACAUGAAUAUUUCUUUUUUCCCUUCCUUAUUGGAGAAACACUCACUGUUCGAAAGAGGACUAGGGCAUUUUAUCAGAAAGGCUCUUAAAUAUUUGGCUUGGUUGCUUUCUUUUCAUGCUGUACAAAUGUUCUUAUUCUGUUAAAAGUGGUGCUAAAAUAUAAGAGUAAUCAUUUGCUUUCUUGUCCUUAUUCCGGGGCAUAUAAUUGAUGAUCCAGUAAAAUAUUAUGGAACAUUUAAUCUGUUCCUUGAACCAUUUUCUGUGCUGAUCUAUUAAAUAUGGUUUAAAAUCCUCAAAAGCAUUUGUGUUAAUAGUGCUGUUGCUUUUGAGAUCUUCAGUUAAGGCAAUUGUAUUUGUGGCUCUCUGCAUUGCAUACCGUAAAGCUCCGUGUAAA